GGCAGCCUCCAUUUCUUCUCAGCUUGCUGUUCCCUUCUCUGCAAGAGAACUUCAAGCUUUUGAGGAAAGAAACUUUUCCCCUUUUUAGCAGUUUAAUCCCUGUAAGAUAUUACAUCCCAGUCCUCGACGACAGGCCAUUAACCAUGCAGGCCCUCUAUCCUCCUACUCCGGCUCCUCUCCCGAACCUCGGCUCCGCCACCCGAGCCCCACCCGCUCGAGCUGUCCGGUGCGUGUACCGAUCCGAUGCGCCUUACUUCUCCUACGGGAUAGGCUCGAGCCGAGUCGACUGGCAGAGCUCCUGCGCCAUCCUCGCUAGCAAGAUUCUCUCCGUCGAGCAGCUCGCUGCCGGCAGCUCCGACAGCGUGGUCGCCGUCAAUGGCCACAAGGCGGCCGUCGACCUCAACCUGGUCCCCAUCGAGAGCAAGGACAAGCUGCCCCCGGCUGCAAUGGCGGCGGCCGCCCUCCAGCCUCCGAAGCCGCUGACGAUAACGGACCUAUCCCCUCCGCCAAUGCACGGUUCCCAGCUGCGCGUGGCCUACCAGGGGGUCCCUGGGGCGUACUCUGAGGCGGCGGCCGGGAAGGCAUACCCCGACUGCGAGGCCAUCCCGUGCGACCAGUUCGAGGUGGCCUUCCAGGCGGUGGAGCGGUGGAUAGCGGAUCGGGCGGUGCUCCCCAUCGAGAACUCCCUCGGCGGAUCGAUCCACCGGAACUAUGACCUCCUCCUUCGUCACCGCCUGCACAUCGUCGGCGAGGUCCAGACGCCGGUCCAUCACUGCCUCCUGGCUCUGCCGGGGACGAGGGCGGACUGCCUCGCUCGAGUGAUCUCACACCCCCAGGCCCUCUCCCAGUGCGAGCACACCCUCACGAAGCUGGCCCCGAAGGCCGUGCGCGAGGCAGUCGACGACACCGCCGGUGCCGCCGAGCACAUCGCUGCCAACAACCUCCGCAACACGGCUGCAAUCGCCAGCUCGCGUGCAGCGGAGCUUUAUGGGCUCGAGGUCCUUGCUGACGGGAUCCAGGACGACUCCGGGAAUGUCACAAGGUUCGUGAUGCUAGCGAGGGAGCCAAUCAUCCCGCGGACCGACCGGCCGUUCAAGACCAGCAUCGUGUUCGCGCAUGAGGGCGCAGGGACGAGCGUGCUCUUCAAGGUGUUGUCAGCGUUCGCGUUCCGGGACAUAAACUUGACAAAGAUCGAGUCCCGGCCCCACAGGAACCGGCCCAUAAGGGUGGUCGAGCCCGAGGACGGGAGCGCGGGGACAGCGAAGCACUUCGAGUACCUGUUCUACGUGGACUUCGAGGCCUCGAUGGCGGAGGUGCGGGCCCAGAACGCGCUGGCCGAGGUUCAAGAGUACACGUCCUUCCUCCGCGUACUCGGGAGCUAUCCGAUGGACAUGACUCCUUGGAGCCCCAACUCCGACGAUCAAAAUGCGUAAUAAUGCAUCGAUCAUCGAGCAUUACCGACAUAUCACGUCUCUGCAUGAGAUGCCGGACAUACAACAUGCAAGAAAGGAACACACACCAAGGGAAAGGAAAAAAAAAAAUUGCAGCGGGUUGUUGUUAUUAUAUAUGCACAGUCAAGAGAGAUUUUUCAAGUUUGUGAAUUGUAACUUCAAAUUAAUUCUUCCCUUUUUCUCCCGUACUGAUGGAUGGGUGUUGAGUAUAAAAAUGAGCAUAUACAAUGACAACUAUGAUGAUAUAAUUGGUGUCAAA
Molecule: messenger RNA, 1710 nt
Organism: Punica granatum (pomegranate)
Lineage: Eukaryota; Viridiplantae; Streptophyta; Magnoliopsida; Myrtales; Lythraceae
Source: RefSeq, a predicted model, not a curated record